UUGAAUCAUUAACUUCUUUCAAAAUGAAACUUUACUUUGUAUUAAUUCUUGCCAUAGCGGCCUGCCUGGCAUAUGUACAGGCGCAGGAUGAUACUACAACUACUACAACCGCAGCUAGUGAUACCACCACUACCACAACAGCAGCUGGAGAUACUACCACGACAACAGCAGCUGGAGAUACUACUACGACAACAGCAGCUGGUGAUACUACCACAACUACAGCAGCUGGUGAUACUACCACAACAACAACAGCAGCAUCGAACACAACAACUACUCGGAGGAGAACUACUAGAAGGAGAAGAAGAACCACACGAAGAAGAAGAACCACCCGAAGAAGAAGAACCACACGAAGAAUCAGGAUCAUUAGAAGAACAAGGCGCGCAAAUGCCGGCAAUGGCGGCAGACGUGUUAUCAGAAGACGUGUAGUUGUCGAAGUCUAAAUAUGUUA
Molecule: messenger RNA, 448 nt
Organism: Bactrocera dorsalis (oriental fruit fly)
Lineage: Eukaryota; Metazoa; Arthropoda; Insecta; Diptera; Tephritidae
Product: protein new-glue 1-like
Exons: 1
Coding region: 24-440 (138 amino acids)
Source: RefSeq, a predicted model, not a curated record